AUGGGUUGUACUGGUACCAAAGCAAGUAAAGCUGAAGGUGAUAUUGAUCGUUAUCAUCUUGAGAUAUUAGCUGCUGCACAAGCAGGAGAUGUUAAACGUCUUAAAGAUACUCUCGAUGAAUUGGAUAGGCGUAAGGCGUCUGCAACGAAAAAAGAUGUUCUCAAUAUGGGGUUUUAUUAUUUUUGGAAUUUCGAUUAUACAAUUUAUUAA
Molecule: messenger RNA, 210 nt
Organism: Rotaria socialis
Lineage: Eukaryota; Metazoa; Rotifera; Eurotatoria; Philodinida; Philodinidae
Source: the annotation of a GenBank genome assembly